Molecule: messenger RNA, 2230 nt
Organism: Anopheles coluzzii
Lineage: Eukaryota; Metazoa; Arthropoda; Insecta; Diptera; Culicidae
Product: regulator of G-protein signaling 7-like
Exons: 6
Coding region: 609-2183 (524 amino acids)
Biological process (GO): regulation of G protein-coupled receptor signaling pathway; G protein-coupled receptor signaling pathway; intracellular signal transduction
Source: RefSeq, a predicted model, not a curated record
CCACUCAAAAAAGGACGAAAUCUCAAAUCCCCGUACCGAACGAUGUUGCUUGGAUGACCAUGUCCUUGCUCACAAAGAGCAGAAAGAGAGAGAAGGGAGAGCAGGCUACGGAGAGAGCAAGUCGUACGAAAAUUGCCAUUUUCAUUUUUGCACUCCAACCACGGGCCACAGUUCACCCGUUGUCGUCCUAGGGUAGGUGUGGAGGGCUUGGUCCUUGCUGGCGGAUUGCGUGGUGAUACGCACGAACUGGCGUCGAAUAAAAUGGGUUACAGCCAUGCUGGUGCACUGUUCGGCUGGCCAUCGUUUACGCGGAACUGACCCGCACGAUACCCGGUUGUACUGCUAGAACGGGGCAAAAAGGCACCCCACAUAAACACAAACGCGCGCGCGGGGGAAUCGGUUCGUUCCUGCCUGCCAAAGGGAGCAUUACGCAGCAACAACGCAAAGGUGAUAGUGGUGUGGUGUACCAGGCUACACGCAAUUAUCGUACGAGCAACGUAGGGAAGCAGCGCACAGGCCAUCCUCUACGAGCACACCUCUCCCGCACCACAACACUAGAAUAGCCGUCUCCAGUCACUCAGCCCAGGUUGCGCCCAGGUAGCCGAAGGAUGGUCACGAAGAAAAGCGUCGACAUAGAGAAGGAAAAACUUGCGAAAAACAUGUACUCCGGCUGCUCCGGUGGCAGUGGCAGCACCACCUCCGGCCAUCUUCCAGCGGCCAAAUCGUCCAGUGCGGCAGGAAGCACCACGGCCGGCCCGUGCAACACGGUAGUAAGCUUCAGCCCUGGCACGAUGGCCAACAGCAGCAGCCAUAUGGUGCAGCAGAUCCUUCCCCCCGGCCAGGAUGCGCCCAACAUACUCGUGUACAAAAAGAUGGAAGCCAUCGUGGAGCGGAUGCAAACCGAGGGCAGCGGCGUGUCGGUGCGCACGGUCAAGGCGUUCAUGAGCAAGGUGCCGUCCGUGUUUACCGGGGCCGAUCUGAUCCAGUGGAUCAUGGCGAACCUGACGGUGGACGACAUUAGCGAGGCGCUGCACCUGGCGCACCUGCUCGCGUCCCACGGCUAUCUCUUCCCGAUCGACGACCAUCAGCUGACGGUGCGCAACGACGGCACGUUCUACCGCUUCCAGACGCCCUACUUCUGGCCGUCCAACUUCUGGGAGCCGGAAAACACCGACUACGCCAUCUAUCUCUGCAAGCGCACGAUGCAGAACAAGACGCGGCUCGAGCUCGCCGACUACGAGGCGGAAAAUCUGGCCAAGCUGCAGAAGAUGUUCUCCCGCAAGUGGGAGUUCAUCUUCAUGCAGGCCGAGGCGCAGAGCAAGGUGGACAAGAAGCGCGACAAGCUCGAGCGCAAGGUGCUGGACUCGCAGGAGCGCGCGUUCUGGGACGUGCACCGGCCGAUGCCCGGCUGCGUCAACACGACCGAGAUGGACAUUAAGAAGGCGUACCGGAAAGGCGCCUCGUCGCUCGGGUCGGGGUCGGCCGGUACCGCCGCCCACAGCAAUCCGGCGGAAACGAUGGCCAAAACGAUCGCCCUGCUCAAGCAGAAGCUCGACCGUCGCACAAUCAAAGUCUCCAAGGUGGCCGAAUCGUAUAUCUCGUACUAUGAGCAGUAUAGCGAGUUUGACUACUUUCUAUCCGCGCCCGACCAUCCCAAUCCAUGGCAGACGGAUAAUACCGAAUUUUGGGACGCGGAGAAACUGGGCAAGGACAUUCCGAUGAAGCGCGUCAAACGGUGGGGCUUUAGCUUGCGGGAACUACUGAACGAUCCGAUCGGACGCGAGCAGUUUACCAAGUUUUUGGACAAAGAAUUUAGUGGUGAAAAUUUGAAAUUCUGGGAAGCGAUACAGGACAUGAAGGCGCUGCCCCAGUCCCAGAUCAAGGAGGCCGCCCAGGCAAUCUGGAACGAGUACCUCGCGCCGGACGCUGCCUGCCCGGUCAACAUCGACUCGAAAUCGCUCGAGCUGGCCCGCGACGUCGUGAAGGAGGGGGCGGCCCAGCCGAGCCGCUGGUGCUUCGAUGUAGCGGCCGACCACGUGUUUUAUCUGAUGAAGAGUGACUCCUACUCGCGCUUCCUGCGUUCCGAUAUGUACAAAGACUGUCUGAACGGCUCAAAGAAGAAGACAUCCGUCAAGGGACUUCGAAUAUUUUCCGGACGAAAAGAUACGCCUGUGAUAAAUUAACUUUUGCCUGCUUUUAACGGUUCCGAUUUUGUUUUUUGUUUUGUGUU